CUCCACACCUCACGUUCGCUCUUCAUCGUUUCCUUCGCUGCGCCCGACGGCCCCCAGUCGGUCUCGCCCUCCGUAACGCCGCUUCCGCAGUGCUAGAACAAUCUGCCCAUCGAUCCCCGUCUGAUCGACAGUUCCGAAAUUGCGAGUGGAGAGGUCGAGGUCGAUUGUAGGUAUUAAGGUCUUUUUUUCUGCUGUUGGAAGGGAGCUCGAUCUUUCCCACACCUUCCUCGACUGUUCAUACCCUAGGGUUGGCAAGACUUUGACGCCUACAUUUCACGCUCAUCUUCGAGCAAGAAUUGUCUACACACUACAGUUUGUGUAGUACGCCCUACUACCAACAUGAGCUCCGCAGGAGGCAGCAGCGGUGGUCGUGGAAAGACCAAGGGCUCGAAGGCCGUCUCUCGGUCCCAAAAGGCCGGUCUGCAGUUCCCCGUUGGACGAAUUGCGAGGUUCCUCAAAGCCGGCAAGUAUGCAGAGCGUGUUGGAGCCGGCGCCCCUGUUUACUUGGCCGCCGUCAUGGAGUACUUGGCCGCUGAGGUGCUUGAGUUGGCUGGAAAUGCUGCCAGAGAUAACAAGAAGACCAGAAUCAUUCCACGUCACAUCCAGCUUGCCGUGCGGAACGACGAGGAGCUCAGCAAGCUGCUUGGGUCUGUGGUUAUUGCUAGUGGAGGAGUUCUGCCGAACAUUCAGUCCUCUCUGUUGCCGAAAAAGUCUGGCAAGAGCAAGGGUGACAUUGGAAGCAUGUCCCAGGAAUUCUAGAUCCCUGUACAGUCAUUGCAAUUUUUUAAAGCACUUCGAAAUUUCAAUCUUGAAGUUGAGAAGUGCCACUGAGUAGAGUAGGACUCCACACGGGACUACAGGUGCGUGCGUUUGCUGGAGUUAAUUACUACGUAGAAACAUGUAGUUGCCAUUGGGUGGCUACGUGUUGUACUCAAGGUAGUUAGUUCCUCCUAUACAGGAGGCGGGGUCCUUCUGAAAUGGCUCAAUGUCACCGAUGUAUCCUUCUGAAUUAUGGGGUUCUCUUAUCAGUAGUUGGAGAUAUCAGGACCUUCGUUAGGUAGGAAGUCCCUUACAGUACAGAAUGGGAACUUUAAGUACUUGACUGGUCUCAAGCAAUGUGCAGAGGCCAACUUCUCUUUCCCUUGUAAAGCGCUUUGAAUUUCAGCCAAACUCUUUUUUUGUAAACUUUCUUAAGGAAACAAACAAAUUGCG
Marchantia polymorpha subsp. ruderalis is the source of this 1212-nucleotide messenger RNA. The record is from the annotation of a GenBank genome assembly. NCBI's taxonomy places the organism in Eukaryota, Viridiplantae, Streptophyta, Marchantiopsida, Marchantiales, Marchantiaceae.